This is a messenger RNA of Pseudovirgaria hyperparasitica, 1550 nucleotides long. RefSeq lists its product as uncharacterized. Bases 122 to 1240 code for a protein of 372 amino acids. The transcript has 2 exons. Lineage: Eukaryota; Fungi; Ascomycota; Dothideomycetes; Acrospermales; Acrospermaceae. The record is from RefSeq and is a predicted model, not a curated record.
GCCCCUCCCCUCGUACCUUGCAUCGUAUAGCUGCAUCUAUCCAUCUAUCCAUCUGUCCAUACGUCCAUCUUCCUCAUCGCAUCCCUGCAAGCCAGCCAAUUGACGAACUGUAACAGGAACAAUGGCGUCGACGAAGCGUCGUAUCACUCCCAAAUGCGAGGGCUCUUACAGGUUCGACCCAGAUCUCUUCUUUGAGCAGUGGAACGACAAGUCUUCACCACAGCACAGCGGCGACUUUCGCAAUUCGAUCAUACGCUCUUUCGGGCUGAAACCUGAUGACUCGUACCAAUACCAUGCAGAAAUUGCUGUCGUUACUCUCAAGGAUGCACAGCAGGUCGUCGACUUCGGGGAAGUAGGUGGAUUACACUCGUGGUACCUGGACGAAAAGGAGAAAGAGCUUCCACACCCGUCCCCCGACGACUCCAAAGCCUACGCAUCCCUCUUCCUCCCCACGAACAACCUCGUCCGUGCUCUCACCGGCUUCCGCUCCAAUGCAAAGAAAGGCUCUCUCCGUGAGCAAAUUGCUCAACAUCUCGCCAACAAUCUCGUAGUUCCCAUUGCUCCUCUCGCUGUACCAUCCAAGCCGAAGUCUGCGCCCAAAAACCCCUAUCUCGACCUCUGGGCGUGGUCGUGUGAAAAUCUUGAAUGGGCUGGACCCAUACCUACAAACACAAAGACAGAGCAUGCUCACCACAUCCUGCCAGUCUUGUACCACCAUUUUGGCUGCGCUGUGCCCACACAUGCUGCACUCAGUCUGAUUGCGCAGGUCGCGCAGGUACGCACGAAGCCCAAGCCCAUCAUUGAGGUCGGCUCUGGUACGGGUUAUUGGACGUUUAUGCUUCGCAAAACAUUCCCAGAGCUCACCGUCCUGCCAAUCGAUAAUCUCCAGUCGAAGUACCGCGUCCGAUGGAUCGGUGACACGCUAGUGCAAGAUGGGCCAACGCAUAUUGUCACCCACAAGGGAGGCGAGGGACAGGUGUUGUUGCUGGUAUACCCGAUCGUGAGCGAGGAUUUCACGGGCAAGAUGCUGCGCGCGUUCAAGGGCGAUGCGGUGUGUGUUGCGGCAACGCAAAAUGGGAAUGGACACAGUGCAUUCAAGGGAGAAACGGUCGCGGAUUGGGUGAAGAGGGAGAGACCAGACUGGGAGGAGGCUGCUAGGGUGCCCUUGCCAAGUUUUGCGGGCAAAGACGAGGCAUUGUUUGUGUUCAGGAAGAGGGCGGCAGUGGAGGAGGUGGCAUGAUUACCGUGAUUAUUGCCCUCAUAAGCGACAACACCUGCUGGCAGCAUCGUAUCAAAAGUAUGGCGGCUCCGUCCCUGUCCAUGUAUAUAUCCUCAACCACAAGAGCCAUACACCACGUAGUGGUUCCCGAGGAAAAUCGCAAGCACUUUUCAACAGGGGCGUGCUGCGUGUACGUUGAUAGGGCUACCUGAACUUGACCAUCUAGACCGUGCGAAGGAAUAUCACAAUCCGAGGCAAGCAAGCCUUGAUACUUCUAGUAAGGUCAAAGGACUUUGUUCGUUCAUAAAUGUGUCUCCAAAUAUGAGCUUGU